AUGGCAGAACUUCAGGUCCGAGCCACAACCAUGUCCGGGCGCCAGGUGGAUUUGCUGCUUGGUGCUGAGGAACCCAUAGCGCUGCUGAGGCAAAAGGUGGGUGAAGCUCUGGGCAUUCGAAAGUGGCAGUUGCGGCUGAUUCAUGGUGGCAUGGUUGUCAACAAUGGAGGUUUGAUCAAGGAGUUGGUUGGAGCAGAGGCCGAAACGGUGGAACUCAUUGCGCUGGCGGUUGAAGCCACUGACGUGAAAGAGCGCAGCAAGAAACUGUGGUCGGUUUUCAAAAGCCAAACUUUUCCUGGUUUCAGCAAAAUCAACCGUGAUGACAAGCAUGCCGUUCUGAAUGGAGAGGUGGACUUCGACUAUGAUGGCGACAACAUGUUGGAAUUGUUGCUCAAGAAUCCGUGUUCUUUUGUCAUUGAAAUAUUCAUGGAUUCGCUGCUUGCAGGUGGUGCUUGCGUUAACAGCCCCUCCAAUGAUGGCUACACUCCCCUGCUCACUGCCUGUAGGCGUGGUCUGAGCAAGCAGAUAAAACACUUGCUACAGCUCGGAGCAAACCCACAACAACAAUUGCCCAACGGGGACGAUGCUCUCGUCUCGGCCUUGAACUUUUUCCACGCUUGCUCCAAAGUGAAUGACGUGAAUGCUCGUCCACUUCAGGAAGACUUAGAUCUUGGCCGGACCUGUUGCAUAUUUCGAGAUACCAACAUCCAAAGUGCUACAGGCCUUCUUCCCUUGGAAGAAGCACGACUGAAGUUGUCGCAGGCGGCGAUCGAGCUGGCAUUGUUGGCGCGUGCAGGUGCGUCCUUGUGUCAGAAGAGGAUCUUGGAGAAGUCCGGGAUGGAUCCAGCCUUGACUGAAGCUUUUGGAGGGGAUCUUUGGGCAGGUUGGCCAACAGCCUUUUUCACCUUCUCCCGGCAGAUUCCAAAGGUUGGUCAUGCCUGGGACAAGGACUUCUUGGCAGCAAGACGCCAAAUUCUUCGCUACGAUCAAAGAUGCUUUGAUGAAGAGAGGGUCUACACACAAGACUGCUGGUGUCCAUUGUGCUGCCCAUCCCUCAAUGAUUCUCCACUUGAGACAGAUUCAUUUGUGACCUGCUAUCAGCUGCGCAAAGGCCAAAACAAGAAAUGGGAGGCUUCCAAAGGCAAUGUGCGCCGCAGCAGACUCGCAAGAUUCGCGUCAUCUUCUGGCGGCGUGUCUCGAUCUUCAAGGAUGGCUCGCAAAUUGCCGCCGUCAUACCGUGGUUUUCAGGUUAAAAAUAUACUUCAAGGACAACAACAAUUGCCAUCAAAGCAAACCAAGCUUCAAGUCUUGAAGCAGCUGGCAUUUGAUUGUUAUGGACUAGAUAGAUUGUGCAGGUAUAGGUAA
This is a messenger RNA of Cladocopium goreaui, 1365 nucleotides long. NCBI's taxonomy places the organism in Eukaryota, Dinophyceae, Suessiales, Symbiodiniaceae. The record is from the annotation of a GenBank genome assembly.